This is a messenger RNA of Parnassius apollo (apollo), 1059 nucleotides long. The record is from the annotation of a GenBank genome assembly. Lineage: Eukaryota; Metazoa; Arthropoda; Insecta; Lepidoptera; Papilionidae.
AUGUCUCUCAGGCGCACGCCCCCCAAGACCUCCGCCUCCGCAACGCAACGGGCCCGCUCCGCGUUGCAGCCCCCCGUCGGCCCCGCUACCGCUACGAUGAAUUCCCCGGUGUUCAGUCAAACAAGCGGCGAAUCCGACGCCGUUGCGGCCCAUAGUACAGAUCAAUUUCGUGACUCACCAUCGCAACUUACACGUACGGCUCUGUCACUUAAUGAUUUAGCGUGCGACGAUAUUGUAACGAAACGCGUUAAGCGUAAAUUUGACUUAGAGGGCGGCAGCCAAGAAUUUUCUCAGUCCACUACAUCUUUUAUAGAAGAUUUAUUUUCGUCCUUCUCUACUAAAAUUGAAAAGCGCUUUGCAGCACUGCAUGUUUCAAUAAAUCAAAUCGCCGAUCAAAACUGUGACACGCAAAAAAGUCUGAGUUUUAUGAGUGAAAAGUAUGACCACUUAUUUGAAAAAUUAAAAACGAUGGAGGAAGAACGUUUAAACGACAAAAAAACAAUUCAGACUUUGGAGGACAAAAUUGAGCUUUUGGAAAAGAGAUCACGAGCUACAGCUGUAGAAAUACGAAACACGCCAAGAAUUUAUCAGCAGAAUAAUAGACCAGAGUCCAAAACUGAUUUAUGCGAUAUUGUCAAGAUCUUGGCGAAGGCAGUGAACUGCAGUCUUCAAGAAUCAGAUAUAAGGGAUGUUUAUCGCAUACCCUCCAAACAUGAAACGUCUCGUCCUAUUAUUUUGGACUUAAACAGCGUCAUAAAAAAAGAAGCCCUAUUAAAUGCUAUAAAAGAAUUUAAUCGUAAUAAGGGAAAAGGAGAAAAGCUUAAUACAAGUCACCUAAAUUUACCGGGUACUAGUAAGCCAAUAUAUGUUUCUGAGGCAUUAACACACAAAACGCAGAAAUUAUUUUUUGUUGCCCGCGAAUUUGCCAAGGAAUAUAAUUUCACGUACUGUUGGACCUCGAGGGGCGUUAUCUAUCUGCGUAAGGACGAGAAACAACCUUAUGUACGGGUGGACCAUGAGAAGGAACUUCAGAGUCUCAAAAACUCAAUAUCUAAGUAA